Messenger RNA from Thermothielavioides terrestris NRRL 8126, 1349 nucleotides. RefSeq lists its product as uncharacterized. Lineage: Eukaryota; Fungi; Ascomycota; Sordariomycetes; Sordariales; Chaetomiaceae. The transcript has a single exon. The record is from RefSeq and is a predicted model, not a curated record. Gene Ontology annotation, molecular function: hydrolase activity. Bases 240 to 1172 code for a protein of 310 amino acids.
GAGAAUGUGAGAGGGGCCAAUAGAGACAUGGAUUCCAGGGUUAGGGUAUGUGCGGUUGUUGCCGACUUUCACAUUCAAUGACAACGACAACAACGUGGACAUCAGGCAACAACCAACACGGUGUCUCAUUCUCAAACCCAGGGCGGCCGUGUCUGGGCUCGCUGCUCUAUCUAACUCAUUUACUGCAGAACCAACAUCAUUCUUGCUUGGCCUCAGAAGAAGGGAAGCCCACUUCCAUCAUGCCGCUCUUCGGCAGGAAGCGCACCGGCCUCGAAGCGCUGCUCCACCGUCCGCGGCCCAGCAUCUGGGAGCAGUUCCUGGCCCAGCCCUGCGUCUUUCUCGCCCGCGCGCUCUACACGUGGCGGCCACCCCUUCCCGCCCAGCCCGUGGUCGACCCCGUCUCGGUCGUGUGCGUGUCCGACACGCACAACAGCCAGCCCGCGCUCCCAGACGGCGACGUGCUCAUCCACGCCGGCGACCUGACGCAGUCUGGCACGGCCCGAGAACUCCGGGAGGCCGUAGCCUGGCUGCGGGCCCAGCCCCAUCCCGUCAAGAUCGUCGUCGCGGGCAACCACGACCUGCUGCUCGAUCCGGGCCAGGAUAUCAAUGAGCGACGGGGCGCCGGAAACGCGGUCGUCUCGGAGCGCACGGCAGUCGACUGGGGGGAUAUCAUCUACUUGGAGAACGCAAGCACAACCGUCACCUGUCCCAACGGUCGCCGGCUGCGCGUUUACGGCAGCCCCUACUCGGCCCGGCACGGCAACUGGGCCUUCCAGUACCCGCGCGGCGAUGACGUCUGGGCCGGGACAGUACCGCGAGACGUCGACGUCCUGGUGACCCACGGUCCUCCAAGGGCGCACCUCGACCUGCUGCGCCUGGGCUGCGUGCACCUGCUGCGGGAGCUCUGGCGGGUCCGGCCGAGGCUGCACGUCUUCGGGCAUGUCCACGAGGGGGCCGGCACCGAGUGGCUGCGGUUUGACGCGUUACAGGAGGCCUACGAACGCACUGUGAUCGCCGGCGGCGGGAUCUGGAAUCUCUUGCGGACGCUGAACGAGUUCAUGCGCGCGCUCUUCCGGACCGAGGUCGAGGCAAAAUGCUUGCUGGUCAACGCGGCGAUUGUAGGCGGCCUACGCGACAACGAGCGGCGGCGGCCGAUCAAGGUGGUCAUUUAGGACUUUUGCAAGCAAAGGCAGGGUAGCGGCUAACAUGGCGGCUGGCACGCUGCCAAAGGUGCCCUAUGGGCUAGAGUCGCUGUAUGGACUGUACGAGGGAGGGCUCCUCUUUUUGUAUGUAUCCAGCUCAGCGUGUCCACACAUGCCACAGUUAAGGCAUCUCGUGGGGCCACUGCG